UUGAUCUGGUGGAUUGUUAUUGAUACGAUUGCGUCGUUUACACAGUUUCAGGGAGAUUUCUGUCUCUUUUAUGAGGCCUUUCCAUCGCUUGAAUGUGAAACACUCAAUCAACAGUAUGGUUAUGCACUACUCAAUUCAUCAAAGCUCAACCGUAAAUGCGGUGGGUUCACGAAGGGUAGCAGCUUUAUUGCUGCAUGCUUUUGCAAUUCUGAUAACUGCAAUCAUAUAGGACGUGUAAAGGAGUUCAUCAGUGGUUCAGUCGCGAAGCCAUCGAUUUCCUCGAACGUACUUACAUGGAGAAUAAUUAAAGAUGCCAAACAGCAGAUAUCACUAUUGGAAUGCCUCAGGGACAAUAUGGUCUCUAUGGGUCGAAAAGAAGAGUUUCGGAAAUACAUUGUAGUCCCUAUACGUCCACCUUUUGGAGGUCGAGGUGCAGACAUUGAAUCACCUGAAGGCGCCCGCGAAAGAAAACAUCACCCCGCGACAAUUCAGCAAGGAAAAAGUGACUUCGAACUGAUGAUUCUCACAAAGCAGUGA
Cooperia oncophora is the source of this 537-nucleotide messenger RNA. The record is from the annotation of a GenBank genome assembly. NCBI's taxonomy places the organism in Eukaryota, Metazoa, Nematoda, Chromadorea, Rhabditida, Trichostrongylidae.